UCAGACAGAACACACACAGGAGAAAAGCAAGCAGAAGACAACGAUAGCCCCGAAUGCAGCGAACCAGGAGCCAUGGAUCUGAAAUUCACUUCAUCAAGAAAAUACAUUUCCAUCAGUGUACCUUCCAAAUCUCAAGCUAUGUCUCCCCAUAUCAAAUCAGUAGAUGAUGUAGUAGUUCUUGGCAUGAAUCUCAGCAAAUUUAGCAAACCUACUCAAUUUUUCAUCUGUGUUUCUGGAGUUUUUAUGUUUUACCUAAUCUAUGGAUAUUUACAGGAAUUGAUAUUUUCAGUGGAAGGUUUUAAACCUUUUGGUUGGUACCUCACUUUAGUGCAAUUUGGAUUUUAUUCCAUUUUUGGACUAAUAGAAUUGCAGUUGAUUCAGGACAAAAGAAGAAGAAUUCCUGGCAAAACCUACAUGAUAAUAGCAUUUUUGACAGUGGGAACUAUGGGUUUGUCAAAUACCUCUUUAGGAUAUCUGAAUUACCCUACUCAAGUCAUCUUCAAGUGCUGUAAGCUGAUUCCAGUUAUGAUAGGUGGGGUUUUUAUACAAGGAAAGCGUUACAAUAUUGUAGAUGUGUCUGCUGCCCUUUGUAUGAGCCUUGGAUUAAUAUGGUUUACUUUGGCUGACAGCACAGUUGCACCAAACUUCAACUUGACAGGUGUGAUCCUAAUAUCCCUUGCCCUCUGCGCAGAUGCAGUUAUAGGAAAUGUACAGGAAAAAGCUAUGAAGUUGCACAAUGGCUCUAAUUCAGAAAUGGUUUUGUAUUCCUAUUCAAUAGGUUUUGUGUAUAUUUUAUUUGGAUUAACAUGCACUAGUGGAUUAAGCCCUGCAGUAACAUUUUGCUCAAAGCAUCCAGUUCAGACUUACGGUUAUGCAUUCCUUUUCUCCCUGACUGGGUAUUUUGGCAUAUCCUUUGUUCUAGCUUUGAUUAAAAUCUUUGGUGCCCUUCUCGCUGUAACAGUAACAACAGGAAGAAAAGCAAUGACCAUUGUACUUUCUUUUUUGUUCUUUUCAAAGCCGUUCACAUUACAGUACGUGUGGUCAGGCUUACUGGUUGUCCUUGGUAUAUUUCUUAAUGUUUACAGUAAGAAUAUGGACAAAAUCAAACUGCCUUCACUGCUUGGUGUUUGGAAAAAAAGUGUGGAAGAAAGAAAAUCAAGGACGUUGUCACAAACUGUAUAGACAGUGGUUCAUGCCUUGUCUAGACUUUGACUUACUAUUUUAUUGGAACAGUCUUCAACUGAUUCACUUUCCAAAGGGAAUGUUAUUAAAACCAAAGGAGCUGAAGGCAUAUUGUCUGCUUGCAGAUUGCUAUAAAUGCACACUUUUGUGAGCCCUUUCUUCAGAGCACUUGAAUUCAUCACAAACAGUUGUUGUAGGCCAUUGUCAGACGGUUUUAUCGGCAAUGAAGGACAGCAGCUCCUGGCAAACUGCUGAGAAGCUGCACUCAAGUGGGACAGUAGAAGACUAGUUUGGGCAUUUUAAUAAUAUUGGCCAUGUGGCUGAUCUGAGAUUAGUGGUUCUUUGUUAAUUGUCUAGGUGGGGUAAUUUAAAUGUAAUACUGUAUUAAUCACCAACUGGUUGACCAAAUUGUGAAUUUAAGGGUGAAAGGUUUAGAAUACAGUAUGUUGUCACUCUUUUACAUUUUAAAUAAAAAUGUUGGGGUUUUUUAAAUUAUCGUUUGGAUCAUCACAGAACUUGAUAUUUAUUGUAAUAAUUGAAGUUUUUAUGGAGAUUCUAGUGUUACUCUGAGUAUUGCUUGCAAGUAACAAAACUGAGAUUGAUUUUGUGCAGUCAACUCUCAUGCUUUUGCUAAGGAGAAAUGGUCUUUCUUUUAAAUGGGGUGAGACUGAAGCAGUGGAAUCUGUGGUGAAAUAUAGAAUUUUUAGUGGCCUAUGGCCCUCUCUAUCAUAGUGGUAUAAAGAGACAUGGAAUUUCUCCUUAAAUUCAUAUCAUCAAAUCAAAAUUGUUUGAUUUCAAUAUUGGAGUAAGUAAUAACAGCGUCAGAUAAUGUGAUUGAAAUAUGUACUGUGUCAGUCUGUGUGGUCUUCUGAUGAAGUUAAGAGGAUUAGGGUACAGAUUACGAUUUUCUUUCUUCAGUGGCAGGAGGAGACAAUGUGCUACCAAUCUGUCUUUUUCAUCAUGAAUUUAGGAAGACUAAGUCCAUUUAUCUCUCUUUCAUAGUCAACUUGGCUUUUGAAUCACUUUUCAUCUCUUUCACUUCAUAUAUUUAACAACAGCACUUUAAAAAUACUAAUCACCUUACAAAUCAUUGUUCUUAUGUGGUCAUGGUUUUUUUGUUGUGUCCCUUAGAUGCAUCUUGGUAGUGUGUGUUCUUUCAACUUAGACAAAAAUUAAUUGGAUAAUAGAAAUAUAUUGUGAGAAAGAACAUACAAAGAAUUUAAGUAUCUCACAGGAUGGCCUUCUGUCAGAAAUAUUAGUUAAUGAAAAUAUUCAAGAUGUACAAAAUGUUUUUCAGACACUUAGGAAGAAUUGUUGUUUAAAGGAGCUUGUAGUCAAAGCACAGACACAAAAUGUGCCUUAAAUUUUUUUUUAUUAAUUUGGUAGCUCUGUCUGUCACAUUAAGUACAUGAGGGAAUAGAGCAUGGGAUACCAGCCAUCUGAGCAUGGUGGGAUGAGCAAGAGAAGAGCUGUGCUGACAUAACUGCACUGUUCCCAGUGCUGACACUUUUCUGGGGUGUCAGCAAAGCCUCUCAACACAUACAAACCCACUGUUGCCAAUUCGGGAGAAUUUAUUGCAUGGGACAGUUUUAGCUUUUAAAUUCCCAGCUGCUGCAUGAUUGAUUGUGUCCUGGAUGGGGUAGAGAGGUGAGAAUUGGAUGUACAGAUACACCUUGAAAGAGACAGAUGGCCUGCCAUGCCUGUCUGUUUUCAUGUUGCAGCCAAAGUUUUAUAGUAAAGUAUGAUAAAGCAUUCCAAUUUCAUAUUUGGUGUAAGAGUGC
Messenger RNA from Ficedula albicollis (Collared flycatcher), 2963 nucleotides. It is a transcript of the gene SLC35B3, whose product is annotated as solute carrier family 35 member B3. The coding region runs from base 73 to 1182 and encodes 369 amino acids. Gene Ontology annotation, cellular component: endoplasmic reticulum membrane; Golgi membrane. NCBI's taxonomy places the organism in Eukaryota, Metazoa, Chordata, Aves, Passeriformes, Muscicapidae. The transcript has 9 exons. Gene Ontology annotation, molecular function: 3'-phosphoadenosine 5'-phosphosulfate transmembrane transporter activity. The record is from RefSeq and is a predicted model, not a curated record. Gene Ontology annotation, biological process: transmembrane transport.